AUGGCUUCUAACAACGGCGAUUCAUCAAAUAUCCACCCUCCAGCGAGUGGGGUGCCCUCAUCCUCAACGUUCUCGUUCAAAGCUCCAUUCCCUGUCCCAGUAGCGCCCUCCGCAGCCGUCACAGCUUUGAAACAACGACGUGUCUCGCUGGCAUCCCCAUCGUCACCGCGACUUGUCCAACCAUGGAGUUUCAGGGAUGAGAUGGGUCUGGACGCGCACUCCGCCGACGCCGAGUCAGCAUCGACCAGCGAGACGGGCCGUAUUAUCCCAGAGAAGAAGGGCAAAAUGCGCAAGAUUGAUACUAGCAGGAACAGCGACGAAUCGUCUGUCCCGGAGAAGAAACCCCGCAAGAAAUGGUCGCAGGAGGAGACGCAAAUGCUUGUGGAAGGAUGCCAGAUUCACGGAGUUGGAAACUGGAAGACGAUACUGCAAGACCCCAACUUGCACUUCCAUGAUCGUACAGCAGUCGAUCUCAAAGAUAGGUUCCGGACCUAUUUCCCAGACGCUUACAAGAAACACUACCCGAACGCAAAGACCCACCUCUCGAGCAAGAUCCGCUCGACAUUUGCGGACGGCACCUCGCUCUUCGAGAAGACUCGCAGCAAGCGUCGACGGCCGUUUACCGAGGCGGAGGACCGUGCGCUGAAAGCGGGCUACGAAAAGCAUGGCACUACCUGGGCAACCAUCGUCAAAGACCCCAUUUUCCAGGAGCAAAACAGACGCUCGACAGAUCUUCGGGACAGGUUCCGCAAUGCUUUUCCGCAUCUCUACCAGGCGGCUGGGUACAAGCCCCGCACCGCAACGAAGAAGAAAGUCGAUGGUCCAGUGAGAGCUGCCGACGACCAGCUUUCAAUGUCCAGCACUGGUCCUGUGCGAAGUCGGCGACGAGCGCAAACAAGCUUGAGGGGUGGUGUUAAAAGCGUACCUCAGAGUGCUGUAUGUUCAGAGGAUGAAGAUAGCUCAGCAGGCGAAGAAGACGAGGAAACAUCUGUUUUCAAGAAGCCGAAGAUGCCUAUUCUUGUCGACAAUAUUUCGACUUCACCGCUCAAGAAAUCCUCCCCUCCCAACAGUUCUCUCGCUGCGAUGAGCAACGGCAGUUCUGCCGCCGGCACUUUCACCACGCCUCGCGAUUCCUACAUGGACCCUGAUGAUGAGAUGGAGCUCAUUACUAUUGAAACUGACCCGCUCAACAUCCCCGACUUCAUGCCCAAUGAUAGCCAUUCGGACAUGGAAACAUGGUCUUCUGGAAUCAACACCCCUACACACUCUUCCACUGCUGCAUGGUCCACAGCUGGUGCAUCCCCAACCUCCAGCCAUUUCUCUGACUUCCUGUUGACCGGUUCGAGCGCCGCUGCAAGCAACAACCCUUCAAAUGCGUCGUCACCUUUCAUGCAAAGACGGAACGAUGUUUCGGCCAACAACUUCAUUGGCAAGAGUGCCUGGGGUGCACAAGACUGGUUCUCUGCCAAUCCUCGGUUGGACGCCAGCAGUGCAAGCUCUUCGUCGUCAUUUGUCGAUGCAAACUUUUCUCCUGCAUCACCCUUUUCUCUCGGACAGCACUUUUCCCAUGGCGUACUCGAUCGUUACGACCUCUUCCCGCCGUCAAUGCCUAACGAUAUCAUGUCGGAUGCUGGCGUCGGAGACUCGCACAACUCGUUCACAGAGGGGAGUGGAGGAGCUGGAUCGUCCGGGGCUAGUGCGGGCGGCACGGGGUUCAGAGGAUACCACUCGCAGAUCGCUGGAGACCUCAUUUCCGGUGCCAGCGCACGACCCUCCUUCUCUUCGUCGUUGUCCCUUUCUUUGGCCGGUUUGUAUGGACAACACUUUGGGGGUGCAUUUGGAAAUGCAGCAGGCGAGAUAGGGUUGGGGCUGGAAGGCAUCCCAGAGGACGCUGGUAUCCAUCCAAUGCAGCUGCAUGCGCACAACUCGACCUUGCUGGGGAUCGAGGAGCUUGGGCUGACGGGCAUCUCAUUAAACGACCACGUCGACUCCGCUGAACCAAACGCCGCCUCGAGUGCGGACGAUGCGAUGGAUGGCAGCAGCACCAAUAACGUACCCGACAUGUCGUCGUUCUCCAUCCAUUCUCCUGACAAGCGGCGCGACCAGCAACAGCAAACGGAGGAGAACGAGCGCGAGAAACUGGCGUCGUCCAUCCUCAAUGAUCCGUUCAACCUUGAGGACCUUGUCGACAUGUCUCACGAAGCACAUGCCACACCGCCGGCCACGCCUCUCAUGACCCAACCCCGACCUAUGCGAAGGUCUUCCGGCGGGACAUUGCUGAACAACUUCGGCGAUUCUGGCCCUGCAAGCGGUCAUGCACGUUCCAUCUCGGUACCGCCGUCCGAGGCACGCAACAGCGGACCAAGUAUGGGUGGGGCUAUGGCGAUGGACGACGUUGGUUUGCAUAUGCAGUCGUCGCACAACGUUAUGAACUUUGGCAAGAGUUUGCAGUCCAUAUUCAACCCACCACCCCAGCCGUCGACUCCAAGCCGCCCCCAGCACCGACCUCGCAACUCGGAGCCGAUGAGGUUGAGCAACAGCACGGGGUCGAUGUCUCCUCCUGCCCUGCCGCACCAGCACUCGGAUCCUACGAUAUUCCCAGCCCACCUCCUGCUUCCCUCAACCCCCGCAGCUGCACUUGCACCUUCGGGCCAUCCGCAAACGCACGUCACAGACCCGUGGCGUCUGUCCAACGCCUCGUGGAUGAACCUCAACAGCAUCUCGCCCAGCGACCUCUACAACGUGCCCUACCUCGACCUGCACUACUCUUUGACCUACGGUCAUCCUGGUCUCAACGGACUUGAUGUCACACUCGACGACCACUCGGAGGCAAGGCAGGGCCAGGCCCUCGACCUUGCUCAGUCUGCGGUGCUUGCGUCGUCGGGGAUGGCAGGGUCGAAUAAGGCCUUUGAGUAUCCGACGACAGUACGGCCGCAACAACUGACGAGCAAGCCGACGUCAUCACCGCCUGAUGCUUUCCCUACUCCCGCAGCCGCCUCUGCUGUUCUGGCUGCGGUUUCGAACGAGAGUGCGAACGCCCAUAACGGUGGUGCUGGCACCAUCCGUCAGUCGCAUAUCAAGGCUGCGAGCACCAGCAGUGGUGCCAACCUUGGUCGGUCCAUGAGCCAUCAUCGUGGGCAGAGCGCGGUCAACCCGCAGGAUCUCAUGCUUCGGAACGACAAUAAAAGGAAGAGAGCCAGCUGGGAUGGAGGGGUGGUUUAG
Messenger RNA from Cyclocybe aegerita, 3222 nucleotides. NCBI's taxonomy places the organism in Eukaryota, Fungi, Basidiomycota, Agaricomycetes, Agaricales, Hemipholiotaceae. The record is from the annotation of a GenBank genome assembly.